Teleopsis dalmanni is the source of this 649-nucleotide messenger RNA. RefSeq lists its product as uncharacterized. NCBI's taxonomy places the organism in Eukaryota, Metazoa, Arthropoda, Insecta, Diptera, Diopsidae. The transcript is spliced from 2 exons. The record is from RefSeq and is a predicted model, not a curated record. Bases 45 to 593 code for a protein of 182 amino acids.
GUGAGGUAUUUUGAAAGUGAAUUUUGACUUUGAAGGUAUUCAACAUGAAAUUCUUUGUUUUCGCCUUUAUUGCCAGUCUUUGUCUGGUUGCUGUCAGCAGUAGCGCCGUUGGUUUUGAAGAACCCGAUGAAAUCGAACUUUUCGUACAAGAUAGAACAUUUUUGGGUGCAGUCAAAGCAGCUUUGCGUACCGUAAAGGGUUUCAAUUGUCUUAUUAAAUGGGUACUCAAUAUUAAAAGUACAACACAACAAUUCCUCGAUGAUAUUGUAGCAUGUGGAGGUACUGUAUCUGCCCAAUUACAAGCUGUCAUAGACGCAUGCAAUGCUAUAAUUACCACUUGCAACAAUAUCAUUGAUGCUUGCGGUAGUGACGAUGAAGGUGAUGAUAGUCCUAGUAAAAGCUGUACUCUGGCAGUAGUUAAGGGAAUGGCCUCUUUGUACAAACAAACUAAGAAUGUCAUCAAAUUGAUCAAGAAAGUUCCAACUGUACCUGGACAAUACGGUCAAUGCGUUACUGAUGCAACAAACAACCUUACCAGUUAUUUCACCCAGUUCGUACCUAACAUUAAACAAUGCUCCAAAUUGACUAGUUAAAAUUAUAAAUUUUUCUAUAUGUGAGAUAAAUAAAAAAAAAUUAAUAAAUAUUACAA